Messenger RNA from Diaporthe batatas, 3398 nucleotides. RefSeq lists its product as uncharacterized. The record is from RefSeq and is a predicted model, not a curated record. NCBI's taxonomy places the organism in Eukaryota, Fungi, Ascomycota, Sordariomycetes, Diaporthales, Diaporthaceae. Gene Ontology annotation, molecular function: transferase activity. The transcript has a single exon. The coding region runs from base 1760 to 2677 and encodes 305 amino acids.
AAGGACAGUUGGUUUAUAUCAACAAGGUGUGGUGCAGUGCAAUGUAGGGUAGCAUGGUGGACACUCUGACACUGUGAGGUGGCUGACGGUACGGAGUCCGUACAGCACACAGGUGUGGUUCGCGCAACCAACAUCCAAUCCACAUGGACCAACAUGGCAGCGCUGGUUGCAUCCCCACGGCCGAGCCGAGCCCCGUGCCGUCCCGCGUCGGACUACUACAUAUGUACUUGCUUGUUCUUGUGUUUGAGGUUGGGCCACCCAAGGGCUGUCAAGGCUGGCGCGGUUGUGCGGCUGAAGGGGAGUCGAACUGGUGGCGGUGGCUUUUCUCGGUUUCUCGGAAGCUCCCUUGGGCAAUGGGGUCGCCCCUGAAGAUGGGCAGCCCAGAUCGUCCAGAUCGCCCAACGGUUCUUUGCCCUAGUGUAGUGUGCAGGUAGUCCUCUCCGCACGGAAGUGUCCGCCGUUGAUGGGGAGGGGGAACCUUGUCUGUCUGUCUGUCUGUCUGUCUCUGUCUGUCUCUGUCUGUCUCUGUCUCUCUUUAUAUCUCUUCUUUUCCCUUGUCCUCCAGAUUUCUGUAUACAUGUACUCUGUGUAUGUAUAGUAAGGUACAUACCACAGUAGAGUACAGUACAGUGCAGAUAGGUCUGCAAGUGUCCCAGCAGGUCGGGAUCCUUGCAGCCUUGGUGGCUGUCCCUGCCUGGUGGUUGGUUGUGUGGAUUCGGCACUGCAUGGCGCCUGCAGGCCCCCAGUGCCGAAGCGAGCCCUGGGCUGACAGUUCUGUGGCCGAACCCCUGAGCUGGGGAGUGUGUGGGGGGUGUUGUGGGGGGAGGGGUGUGGCAGAGAAAAAUAGGCUCCACGCGCCGCCAGCGGGAAUGCAACAUCGGCUGGUGAUUUUGGAGGGCAGGGUGGGGCCUGGGCGGAAUGGAAUGUGCAACGGGCGACUGUGGACCCGGGAGACGACAUGACACCAGGGCGCGGUCGCGGCAUGAGGCGGAUGCUUUCCGACACCUCAUGCUGGGGCCACCGCUGGGCCACCGCUGGGCCACUGCUGGGCCACUGCUGGGCCACCGCUGGGCCGUCGGUGGUGGACGUGACUGGUCCUGAACUCUAUCGGUGGGGUGUUGGCAAUUACUCGCGGACGCCGUCCCCUUUGAAUUUCUGUCGGCGGGGCAGUGUCCAAAACCAGCAACGACCGCCCUUUGGCCCCCCGCCGUGGGCCCCCGUUUCUGGCUCGUCUAUGGCGGUGAUGGGCAUCUCGCUGCCCCGGCCGCCAGACUGAACAAAUAAGAAUCUGCCCGUCACCUUUGCGCCGCCGGGCCAGCCAGGGCCAGCAGAAAGAAGCCUCCUGCAUCCCCAGCCGUCAGCCGCCAGCCGUCAGCCGUCAGUCGUCCAACCCAACCCAGCCCAGCCGGGUCAAGCGAUCAACCGCCUCCUCCCUCGUCGACGUCAAACAGCCGGGACCGGUGUGUGGUGGUGCGUGCCUGUCAGUCUGUCUGUUGCGUGUGUGUGUGUGUGUGUGUGUGUGUGUGACUGAGUGAGUGUGAGCGUGUGUGUGCCUCGCAUCGCAACGAUCCAACGCUGCUUGCUGCUGCUGCGAGCACUCGUCCACCCACCACCCACCACCCUCUCGACACCACACCUCGACUGCCGCAUCUUGUAGGGCUACCUGCCCACCAGCUCCCCACCAGCUCACCCGGGCCUGCUCUCGUCACACCUCCCUCCAGGCUGCUUUCCUCUCCCCGCCCGCCGCCAGGCUUCAAACAUGUCCACAACCUCGGAGCGAGAGCCCUUUGUCGAGGCCCGCUUCCUCGACGACCUGGAGAAGGGCUCCGAACUGCUGAGCGCCCCCUUCAACAAGCACGUCCUGCAGGAGGUCGUCAACGCCUACCGCGACCUCAUCGACGACGCCGCCAUACAGAUACGCAGCACCAGCACCCCCGGCAACCCAAUCUCAUUCCGCCUCUUCAUAGCCACCCGCGCCGACACCCUGCAGAUCGCCGAGGCCCAGGGCUGGCUGCAUCCCGACGACCCCGUCCCCAACCUCGUGAGGGCCAUCCGCACCCAGUGUGACGGCUCCAUCGAGCAGCCCGAGUUCACCGCCGACAAGGGCUGCGAUGCCAUGCUCAUGUACCUCAACGGCCUGCGCGACCUCGACUUUAUCCUCGCCACCCCCGGCAUGCCCGACGCCAUCAAGGCCAACAGGCAAAAGUUCCGCGAUGCUGACCUCAACCAGCUGGUCGUCACGCACUUCGACUACCCCAAGGAGCUUGUAUCCUUCUACUUCCUCGGCCAGGGCCCCCUGUCCAAGGCCCAGCUCGACAAGCUGGUCGCCCUGACCGGCGCUCCACCACCUUCCGACGACGUCUACAACGACAUCGUCGGCGUGCUGCUGGACUCGUCAUAUUACCUCACCGUCUCCAUGGACUACCACACCGGCCGCAUCGUCAGGAUCGAGCUGCACCUGUUCUUCCCCGUCAAGCUGCCCCCGGACAUGAGCAUCCCCACCGUCGGCCAGCGCCUCGAGACCUUCUGGGACAUCCCAACCUACGAAUCAGAGGAGAUGGAUGUGCUUUCCUACUGCUUCGGCGACACCGAAAAGACGGGCGACAUCCUGGCAUUAAGAGGCUACUGCGGGGGUUUCAGGGAAGUGAUGAGGUCCUGGAGCAUCAUCGGCGCGUGAGUCGUCUUGUCGCCCCCUCGAGAAACAAAAGAAGAAGAAAGGAAAAGAAAAGAAAAGAAAAGGGGCGGCCGAGGCCCGGCAGGACAGGCAGGCAGGCUCCCAUCCAAGAUUCCCUGGUCAUGUCAGAGGAGCCGUUGAUAUAGCAUAGAAGCGAUUGAUACCCAAAGACCAGCGUACCCUGGUACUUACUGUAUUGAACAGUAUAGGAAGGAUUUCUCGAGAUUACCGGUGCCCAUCAUCUUAUCGGGCAGAGGUAAUAAAACCGGUACAGAUGUAUCUUUCGGGAAUGGGCGAGUAGGGCCAAUGCGCCUCUGGUCUUCAGAAGACGAGCGGACGGGCUGUGAUAUCUGGGACUGAGUGUAUAGCAGGAGCGCCAAAUCCCUGGCUAGAGAAUUAGGAAACCUAGCUGGACAAUCCAUAUUGUGACCUCUCUGGUGACUUUGGCUCUAAACUCUUGACUCCGAUACAGGAAAAGAGCAAGAAAAGGUUGUAAGCACAUGUGCAACGGAAGAGCGCGGCGGCGGACGGCAAACACCUGAAAAGGACAGGGUUUUUAGAAGAUUUGUGGCCGAUGAGGUAAUCAUGUCAUUCCAGACCUCCGAGGAUUUGGGGGGGGGGGAUAAUUACAUAUGUCCUUAGUAUUAAGUACUUAGGUAACUCUCCAAACUCACUAGACGAGGACAAUCGCGGUUGACUAGCCGCUUCUACUUAAGUAAGAAAA